This is a messenger RNA of Closterium sp. NIES-65, 2325 nucleotides long. Lineage: Eukaryota; Viridiplantae; Streptophyta; Zygnematophyceae; Desmidiales; Closteriaceae. The record is from the annotation of a GenBank genome assembly.
AUGGCUGCUGUGCGUGAAGCGCGUGAGAAGGUGCCGGCGCUUCUUACUCACCUCGGCUACCAGCCGCGCGACACUUUCAAUCUUGACGAGACAGCUCUGUGGCUCUCUGUGCUGCCCCGAAAAACAUACAGCAACGCCCGCAUUCCGGGGCGCAAGAUCUCAAAGGAGCGGCUGACCGUCGCGUUUCUCGUCAACGCCGACGGCAGCCAUGUUUUCCGGCCGCUCGUCAUCAGCAAGGCGCACCGUCCUCAUGACUUCCGGCCGGACUACGACCCCGAAGCCGUCUGCUACUGGUGGCAUAACGCCAAGGGCUGGAUGACCAGUGCGCUCAAUGCCGCGAUGUAUGCCGAAGGGAGGGAAAUCGCGGUGCUGCUCGACAAUGCCAGCUCCCAUAUGCUGCGGGACGAGUGCGCGUGGAGCGAAAUCGUCUGCGGCAUGCGGACCACCCGCCUCAGCAACGUGCGCCUCAAUUUCCUGCCGCCGAACACAACCGCCUUCACGCACCCGCUCGACCAGGGGAUAAUCGCGACCGCGAAGGCCCGCUAUCGCCAGCACUGGCUGCGUGCCUUCACGGCGCUGUGGAACGACGACGGCGCAACAAGCGCCGUGGCCCGCUAUCGCCCCAAUCUGCGCGAUGUGCUGGGGUGGCUCUCAGACGCCUGGAUGAGUGUCGGUGCGCGCACCAUCCAGAGGUGCUUUUGGCGCACGGGCUGCAUGCCUCUGUCGUGGUCCCUGGAGCUCACCCAUGUGUAUGAUGAUGAGCCGACCCCCCCUGCGUACCCCGACAUUGAGCUCGCCGACGACAUCGACGAUGUCGGCGAGCUCAUUGGCGGACUCGGCCUCGGCACCGGCGCAAUGACCGCCGCCGAGUACGUCGCCAUCGACGAGGGCGAGCCGACGUGCGCGGAGGCGGCAGCGGGCGCGACACCGGAUGAUGCGGACGUGGGCCUGGCGGAGCUAUGGAGGGCGCCUACCAAGAUGCAGGCCGUGUAUGACGAAUCCGACCCAAUCGGCAGUGAAGCGCGGCGCACAGCACGGGCGGCCAGCGAGAUGCUCAUCGGCUACGCUCGCGCCGUGAGCGUGACGCCGCGCGACCUUUGCCACCUGUUCGACAUUCGUAAUCCGAUUAUCAGGGAGCGCAUGGAGCGGGCAAGCCCCGCGCUCAAUCUCAACACGGCCCCGCCGCCGCGGCUUUCGCCGACCGUAACUCCGCCGCCUGACACCCCGCGUCCGAGGGGCCGAGUGCUGCCUGGCUGGAUGACCCAGCCGUCCCGCCGUCAGCAGCUUCUGGACGCCGGGGUUGGCGCCGCGAUGGGCGGGUACGUGGAGGCGGCAGAGUGGAUGCAUGUCGUGGUGCUCUGGAUCGCUUUAAGCUUCUCCGUUAUCAUCUUCAACAAGUACAUUCUCGACAGCCGACUGCUCAACUGGCCCUUCCCUAUCAGCCUGACGAUGAUCCACAUGGCCUUCUGCUCGUCGCUCGCCUUCCUGCUCGUCAACGUCUUCCGCGUCGUGCAGCCGCUGCCCGGCGGGCUCAAGCCCGACAUUUACUUGACGAGCGUCGUGCCCAUCGGCGCGCUGUACGCGCUGAGCCUGUGGUUCUCCAACUCGGCGUACAUGUACCUGUCCGUGUCCUUCAUCCAGAUGCUCAAGGCGCUCAUGCCCGUCGCCGUCUACCUGCUCGCCGUCGCCUUCCGCAAGGACGCCUUCCGCGCCGCCACCUUCGCCAACAUGAUUCUCAUCGCGAUCGGUGUCGCCGUCAGCGCGUGGAGCGAGGCCAACUUCAACGCCACGGGCGUGCUGCUGCAGCUCGCCGCCGUCGCGUUCGAGGCGACGCGCCUCGUGCUCAUCCAGAUGCUGCUGACAGCCAAGGGCAUCUCGCUCAACCCCAUCACGAGUCUCUACUACAUCUCGCCCGUCUGCCUGCUCUUCCUCUCCGUGCCCUGGUUCCUCGUCGAGUUCCCCACGCUCGUCCCCGCCAUGGCGGCCGGCGCGCACCCCAGCGUGCUCGUGUUCGGCGCCAACUGCGUGUGCGCGUUCGCGCUGAACCUGGCGGUGUUCCUGCUGAUCGGCAAGACGUCGGCGCUGACAAUGAACGUGGCGGGGAUCAUCAAGGACUGGCUGCUCAUCGCCUUCUCCUGGUCCGUCAUUGCCGAUCGCAUCACCACCCUCAACCUCCUCGGCUACCUCCUCGCCUUCGCCGGCGUCUGCUGGUACAACCGCGUUAAGAUGCACGAGAUGAACGCCAAGGAAGCAGCCGCGAAGCAGGCGCAACAAACGGACGAGGAGACGGGCUUGCUUGAGGCGCCCAGAGAAGCUCAAAAGUAG